AUGCCAUCUCUCACGGCAAUACACCUCCCGCUGCUGGGCUACUUCGCCUUGAUUGGCGCGCUCACGGUCGCCAUCUUGCCCAACUUUACCUCAGCCAAGCGAUGGAACCGCGCCGCUGUCGGAUUCGUCGCCCUCGCCUUCGUCUCGCUCGGAGUGACCUGGACGUACAUGUUCAAGUACUUUGUCAAGAGCUUUGAGGAUUCGGCCCUCCGACACGGCCUCCCCAGCUCCGCCUUUACGACGCAAGCGUGGCUUUCGGACGUCUCGCUCUUCCAGGAGGCGUGGCGCUACGUCUGCGACGGCGCAGAGCGGUGGUGGUGGUCGCAGCAGCUGUGCAUGUGGACGGCCGGCCCGCUCACGCUCCUCCUCGCGACGGAGGGCUUCCGGUUCGGCGUGAAGCGCGUCUGGGCCUUCAUGCUCCUCGGCCAGAUCGUCGCCAUCAGCACCGCGCAGUCACUCUUCUUUGCUGCCGUCAUCCUCGCCGCGCUCAACAAUCCCGAACCUACUUUCGCAACGCUCGAUGCGCGCACCAAGUUCUAUCGCCGCAUCAACUUUGGCGUCCUCGUCGGCAUCGUCUUCGGUACCGCGAGCGUCAUGUUCGUCCCCAAUACGAUGAACACGCGCGCUUUCCUCCCGAACCUCCUCCUCAUGCACGUCCUCAUCCUCGUCCCGCUCCUCCCGCCCGUCGCCGCAAUCGACAAGCCCGGCCACCCUCGUCUUUCCCGACUCCUCCUCAACUUCACCCUCGUCGGACUGCGCUUCCGCGUUCCGACUGUCAUCGAGUUGCUCGGCACCGAGCAAGCCUUCUCGCUGGAAGUCUUGCGGAACGACUUCCCCGCCCUCCUCAAGUCCGAGUGGGACGUCCUGCGCUCUCACCCCGCCCAGUCGAGCAUCUCCUGGGACGUCAUCUUUGCGACCGUCUCGGGCCUCGCCUACGUCGUCUACUCGUCGCGCUCGUUAACCCUGCGGAUCCGCCCUCAGGAGCGCGUCUCGCCUCUCGUCCUCGCCGCCAUGGUCGUCGCGACGCCUCUCGUCGGUGUGGCGAGUACGGCGAGUGUAGGCAUUGCAGUGAGGGAGGGCAAGCGCGAGGCGAGGGAGGACGCGGAGGAGGCGCUCGAGAAGGCGAGGCGGGAGCAGGCGGCGAGGGCGAUGGCCAACCUCGGGCAGGCCGGGCAGGUCGAGUCGCAAAAGGACAAGUAG
Molecule: messenger RNA, 1200 nt
Organism: Rhodotorula toruloides NP11
Lineage: Eukaryota; Fungi; Basidiomycota; Microbotryomycetes; Sporidiobolales; Sporidiobolaceae
Exons: 2
Coding region: 1-1200 (399 amino acids)
Source: RefSeq, a predicted model, not a curated record